This is a messenger RNA of Malassezia pachydermatis, 1173 nucleotides long. RefSeq names its product ferric reductase. Gene Ontology annotation, cellular component: plasma membrane. The record is from RefSeq and is a predicted model, not a curated record. The transcript has a single exon. Bases 1 to 1173 code for a protein of 390 amino acids. Gene Ontology annotation, biological process: copper ion import; iron ion transport; intracellular iron ion homeostasis. Lineage: Eukaryota; Fungi; Basidiomycota; Malasseziomycetes; Malasseziales; Malasseziaceae. Gene Ontology annotation, molecular function: ferric-chelate reductase activity.
AUGUCGUACGAAUUCUUUGUGCUACAACACAUUGCAUCCGUUUUCCUCCUCUUCGGUUUCUUGUUCGCUCAUUUUGACAACCUCUUGCGCAGUACCAUGUGGCUCUGGGCUACCAUGGGUAUCUGGAUCUUUUCUGUGGCGGGUCGAGGUCUCCUAGUCCUGUUCUCCUCUGAUUAUUUCACCGGGUCUCGCGCCAAGGUACAAGUCCUGACAGAGGCUGGUAAAGCAUCUGACACAGAUCACCACAAGCCUGUGGAAUAUAUCCGUAUGACGUUUGACACCCCACUGAGCUGGCACCCUGGCCAACAUGUGUAUGUGCGUUUCCCUGGUGUGGCACCGUUGCAAGCACAUCCGUUUACCUGCCUUUCCUUGCCCAGCCUUUUGCCUCACCUUCCGAACCGGUUGGUUCUUCUUGCACGUGUUCACAAGGGCAUUACGCGACGAAUUUAUGACUAUUGUGUUUCGCAUAAUGAGAAUGUGUCGCUUUUGGCAACGAAGGAAAAAGAAGGUGUAUCGGGCGAGUCCAGUCCGACCCUGGAUGGUGUGCUGGAUAAGACGUGUUGCUGUACACCCGCGAUCGAGGCACAAGAGAAGCCAUCUGACCUUCACACGACUCAUUUUACGGCACUGCUGGACGGUCCGUAUGGGUACACGUACAGCCUUGGUAUCUAUGAGCACAAUGUGCUUUUUGCUGCUGGAUCUGGUAUUACCUUUGUACUUCCCCAAGUGAGUUUCCUACUUCGCGAGACCCUGAUGGGCAAAAAAUGUAUAACCAAGCAUAUUCGACUUGUGUGGGUCGUAAGGUCGCUUGAUAUUAUUCGUUGGGUCAAACCUGAGCUAAUGGAGGUUGCCUUGCUUAUGGAAAAGGCACCUUUCCAGGUUGAUCUGGACGUAUAUGCUACUGGUUCAACGUCUCAACCCAUUGAACCAGAGCUGACGUCCAUUGUUCAUUUUUCAAUGGGGGCUCGACCUGAUAUCAAAGGCAUCAUGGAUGCUGAAGUUUCCACUGCAAAUGAGGCAAAUUCAUCGACUAUGUCUGUCAACGUGUGUGGCCCGAAGAGUCUGAUUCAUGAUAUUUCAAACUAUAUAUCUAGUGCGAAUGCAAGGCUCGCUUUCGGCAAGUUGGGAUCUCUUCGUGACCUGCGUUUAAUUUCAGAGUCUUUCUCCUUCUAA